This is a messenger RNA of Ornithorhynchus anatinus (platypus), 3098 nucleotides long. RefSeq names its product G protein-coupled receptor kinase 2 (gene GRK2). Lineage: Eukaryota; Metazoa; Chordata; Mammalia; Monotremata; Ornithorhynchidae. Gene Ontology annotation, molecular function: G protein-coupled receptor kinase activity; ATP binding; G protein-coupled receptor binding. The record is from RefSeq and is a predicted model, not a curated record. Gene Ontology annotation, biological process: protein phosphorylation; G protein-coupled receptor signaling pathway; regulation of signal transduction.
UGGGUCGGCGGGUCGGUCGGGCGGCCGGAGGGGCGCGGAGCGGCGGCAAGAUGGCGGACCUGGAGGCGGUGCUGGCCGACGUGAGCUACCUGAUGGCCAUGGAGAAGAGCAAGGCCACCCCCGCCGCCCGCGCCAGCAAGAAGAUCCUCCUGCCCGAGCCCAGCAUCCGCAGCGUCAUGCAGAGGUACCUGCAGGACCGGGGAGAGAUCACGUUUGAGAAGAUCUUCUCGCAGAAGCUAGGCUACCUGUUGUUCAAGGAUUUCUGCCUUGCCCUCGGGGAUGAGGCCAAGCCUCAGGUGGAGUUCUACGAGGAGAUCAAGAAGUACGAGAAACUGGACUCGGAGGAAGAGCGCGGCACCAAGAGCAAGGAGAUCUUCGAUCUCUACAUUAUGAAGGAGCUGCUGGCCUGCUCCCACACCUUCUCCAAGAGCGCAACCGAGCACGUGCAGAGCCACCUCCUGAAGCGUCAAGUGCCGCCCGAUCUGUUCCAGCCGUACAUCGAGGAGAUCUGCCAGAGCCUGCGGGGGGGCGUGUUCCAGCGGUUCAUUGAGAGCGAGAAGUUCACCCGGUUCUGCCAGUGGAAGAACGUCGAGCUGAACAUCCACCUGACCAUGAACGACUUCAGCGUCCACCGCAUCAUCGGCCGCGGCGGCUUCGGCGAGGUGUACGGCUGCCGCAAAGCUGACACGGGAAAGAUGUAUGCCAUGAAGUGUCUGGACAAGAAACGCAUCAAGAUGAAGCAGGGAGAGACGCUGGCCUUGAACGAGCGCAUCAUGUUGUCCCUUGUCAGCACUGGGGAUUGCCCCUUCAUCGUCUGCAUGUCCUACGCCUUCCAAACGCCCGACAAGCUCAGCUUCAUCCUGGACCUCAUGAACGGGGGAGACCUGCACUAUCACCUGUCCCAGCACGGCGUCUUCUCCGAGUCCGACAUGCGUUUCUACGCCGCCGAGAUCAUCCUGGGUCUGGAGCACAUGCACAACCGCUUCGUCGUCUACCGGGACCUAAAGCCGGCCAACAUCCUGCUGGACGAGUUCGGCCACGUGCGCAUCUCGGACCUGGGUCUCGCCUGUGACUUCUCCAAGAAGAAGCCUCAUGCCAGCGUGGGCACCCACGGGUACAUGGCUCCGGAGGUGCUGCAGAAGGGGGUGGCGUACGACAGCAGCGCGGACUGGUUCUCCCUGGGCUGCAUGCUCUUCAAGCUGCUACGGGGGCACAGCCCCUUCCGGCAGCACAAGACCAAGGACAAGCACGAGAUCGACCGCAUGACUCUGACCACGACCGUGGAGAUGCCGGACUCGUUCUCCCCGGAGCUUCGGUCCCUGCUGGAAGGGUUGCUGCAGAGAGACGUGAACCGCAGACUGGGCUGUCUGGGCCGGGGGGCCCAGGAGGUGAAGGAGGACCCCUUCUUCAGCACCGUGGACUGGCAGAUGGUCUUCCUACAGAAGUACCCGCCCCCGCUGAUCCCGCCCCGCGGGGAGGUCAACGCUGCCGACGCCUUCGACAUCGGCUCCUUCGACGAGGAGGACACCAAGGGAAUCAAGUUGCUGGACAGCGACCAGGAGCUCUACCGCAACUUCCCCCUCACCAUCUCAGAGCGGUGGCAGCAGGAGGUGGCCGAGACGGUCUUCGACGCGGUCAACGCCGAGACCGACCGGUUGGAAGCCCGCAAGAGGGCCAAGAACAAGCAGCUGGGCCACGAGGAGGAGUACGCCUUGGGAAAAGACUGCAUCAUGCACGGCUACAUGUCCAAGAUGGGGAACCCCUUCCUCACCCCUUGGCAGCGCAGGUACUUCUACCUGUUCCCCAACCGGCUGGAGUGGCGGGGCGAGGGCGAGGCCCCGCAGAGUCUCCUGACCCUGGAGGAGAUACAGGCCGUGGAGGAGACCCUGGUCAAGGAGCGCAGGUGCCUCCUGCUUAGGAUCCGAGGAGGGAAGCAGUUCGUCCUGCAGUGUGAUAGCGACCCAGAGCUGGAUCAGUGGAAGAAGGAGCUGCGGGAAGCGUACCGCCAGGCCCAGCAGCUGCUGCAGCGGGUGCCCAAGAUGAAGGACAAACCGCGCUCACCCGUGGUGGAGCUCAGCAAGAUGCCACUGGUCCAACGCGGCAGUGCCAACGGCCUCUGACGCCCUGCCCAGCCCCGGCCUGCCCCAGCCUUUUGUAAACCUCUAAUUUAUUCGGUUGGAUUUUUAUUAAGUUUCCCGCCAAGCGGAAGAUGUUUUAUUUUAUAAUUAUUGUGAUUCCGCGGGCCCGGCUCCACCCUCCCGUCACCCACGCUGCCCCGGGCCCCGCCCCGCCUCCAGCCCAGCCGGCGGGACGGGGGGUACGGAGGACGGGGAGGAGUCUCCCUCGGCCAGCCGGCCUCGGCCACCGCCCGGCCCCGUCGGGAGGCGGGGGGGGUGGCUGGUGCCCCCGGCUCUCUGUGCCAACCGCGCCCUCCCCGUGCCGAGAAGCCACCCGCCCUGUCGGCCCCGGCCAGGCCCCUGAGGCCCGGCCCGGGCCGAGGCGUACGUGGAGAUGGUUGCCGGGCCCGGGGUGGGGGCCUGGACCGUCCCCUACCCCUCCUCCCCCCCUUCCAGCGUCCUGGGCCCCGCCCACCUUCCCAACCCCCAUCCCGAUUCCUGGGCCCCGCAGAGCGGACCCAGGUAGUGAGUGCCAAACGAUCCCCGCCCCCUCGAGCCCCAGGCCGGGCUCUGCCACCGUGCCAGACACGGGUGCGGCCCAGCCAGCUCCCAGAAGCCUGAGCCGGUCCCAGAUCGUCUACCCCGCCGGCUGCCUGCCGGGGGCUGUGCCCGCCCCCCUCCUCCUCGCCCCCAGCCCAGCCCCAGCCUUGCCCGCCGGCCCCAGUGUUCCCUGUGUCUGUGCCAACACCCAGCACCCGGGCGCUGCCCUCCGCUGCAUGCCCCCUGCCCGCGUCGUGCCACUUGUGCUCCGCGUGUGGUGUCUUCUGGGGGGCAGGGAGGGGCCCGGGUGGGCGCGGCCCUGGGCCCUCAUCCCGGGUCCUCCCCUCCUCCCUCCGCCCCCUGGUGCGUUUCUGCCGAUUUUUGAAUGUGAUUUUAAAGAGUGAAUUAAGACUGAGUUUUUAUAAAAAACAGCGCCUGGCU